Ictalurus punctatus (channel catfish) is the source of this 13871-nucleotide messenger RNA. RefSeq names its product CUB and Sushi multiple domains 1a. The transcript has 69 exons. NCBI's taxonomy places the organism in Eukaryota, Metazoa, Chordata, Actinopteri, Siluriformes, Ictaluridae. The coding region runs from base 100 to 10533 and encodes 3477 amino acids. The record is from RefSeq and is a predicted model, not a curated record.
AGGAACCGAAUUCAGCUCUCCUUCCACACCUUCGCUCUGGAAGAGGACUUUGACAUCGUGUCCAUUUACGAUGGACAGCCACAGCCAGGGAACCUAAAGAUGAGGUUGUCUGGCUUCAUGUUGCCAUCGCCAAUAGUAAGUUCGGGGUCAAUAUUGGCGCUGUGGUUCACUACAGACUUUGCUGUGAGUGCUCAAGGAUUUAAAGCAAUAUAUGAAGUGCUGCCGAGUCACACGUGUGGAAAUCCGGGAUUGAUACCGAGAGGAAUCAUUCACGGGACGAGGUAUAAUAUCGGGGACAAAAUCCGCUACUCCUGCGUGAUUGGAUACGUCCUGGAAGGCCAUGCUGUGCUCACGUGCAUAGUGAGCCCUGGGAGUGGUGCAUCAUGGGACUUCCCAGCACCAUUCUGCAGAGCUGAAGGAGCAUGUGGCGGCACGUUACGAGGGACAACAGGAACAAUAUCCAGUCCUCACUUCCCCUCAGAAUAUGAGAACAGUGCAGACUGCACAUGGAGUAUUUUGGCUGAGCCCGGAGACACCAUUGCAUUGGUGUUCACAGACUUCCAGCUGGAGGACAGAUAUGACUUUCUGGAGAUCAGUGGCACAGAAGCCCCAUCAAUAUGGCUCACUGGCAUGAAUCUGCCAUCGCCCGUCAUCAGCAGCAAGAACUGGCUGCGGCUGCACUUCACAUCUGACAGCAACCAUCGGCGGAAAGGAUUUAGUGCCCAGUACCAAGUGAAGAAGGCCAUCGAGCUGAAGUCCAGAGGGGUGAAAAUGCUUCCGAAUAAAGACACAAGCCACAAAAAUGCAGUCUUGAGCCAGGGAGGAUUGACGGCAGACAUUUGUCCGGAUCCAGGGAUUCCAGAGAACGGGAAACGAAUUGGCUCCAGCUUCCAUGUUGGAGCCAGCAUCCAGUUCUCUUGUGAUGACAGCUAUGUGCUGCAGGGAUCAAAGAGCAUCACUUGCCAGAGAGUGACGGAGACCCUGGCCGCCUGGAGUGACCACAGGCCGAUCUGUCGAACAAGAACAUGUGGCUCGAACUUACGAGGUCCCAAAGGUGUAAUCACCUCUCCGAACUACCCUGUCCAGUACGAGAACAACGCCCACUGCGUGUGGGUCAUCACAGCACUGGAUCCUGAGAAGGUCAUUAAAUUGGCCUUCGAGGAGUUUGACCUUGAGAGAGCCUAUGAUACAUUAACAGUGGGUGAUGGAGGAAAGAUUGGUGAUGCCAGAAGAGUGCUCUAUGUUCUGACAGGCUCCAGUGUGCCUGAUUUGAUCGUGAGCAUGAGCAACCAGAUGUGGCUCCAUCUCCAGUCUGACGACACCAUCGGCUCUCAAGGCUUCAAGGCCAUUUAUGAAGAGAUUGACAAAGGAGGGUGCGGAGACCCGGGAGUCCCAGCCUAUGGCAAGCGAAAGGGAGACAGUUUUUUGCACGGCGACGUGCUGACCUUUGAGUGUCAGGCUGCCUUCGAGCUGGUCGGAGAGAGGACUAUAUCGUGCCAGCAAAACAACCAGUGGUCUGGAAACAAACCCAGCUGCGUCUUCUCCUGCUUCUUUAAUUUCACUGCACCGUCGGGCAUCAUCCUCUCGCCCAACUACCCCGAAGAGUACGGCAACAACAUGAACUGCGUGUGGCUCAUCAUAGCCGAGGCGGGCAGUCGGAUCCAUCUCAUUUUCAGCGACUUCGACGUGGAGCCUCAGUUUGACUAUCUCAUAGUGAAGGAUGAUGGGAUGCCCGAGCCCACCACAUUUGGGACCUUCUCUGGGAAAGAUGUGCCCUCACAGAUUGCCAGUAAUGGCAACAUCAUGCGCCUGGAGUUCCAGUCGGACCACUCCAACACGGGGAAGGGCUUCAACAUCACCUACACGACCUUUGGCCAGAAUGAAUGUCAUGACCCAGGCAUCCCCAUUAACGGCCAGCGCUUCGGAGAGCACUUCUUACUGGGAAGCUCGGUCCUCUUUACGUGUGACGAGGGCUUCAUCAAAACGCACGGCUCGGAAUCUAUCACCUGCAUCAUCCAGGAUGGUAACGUGGUAUGGAACGCGGCUGUGCCCCGUUGUGAAGCUCCCUGUGGUGGGCAUUUAACUGCUCCGGCUGGAGUUCUGCUGUCCCCAGGCUGGCCUAGCUACUAUAAAGACUCUCUGAACUGUGAAUGGGUGAUCGAAGCCAGGAAGGAUCAUGCUAUCAAGAUUUCUUUUGACAGAUUUCAGACGGAGGUUAAUUAUGAUACGCUGGAGGUUCGAGAUGGGCCUUCCAAUUCAUCCCCUCUGAUUGGCGAGUACCACGGCACUCAGGCUCCCCACUUCCUCAUCAGCACUGGAAACUCCAUGUACCUCCUGUUCACCACCGACAACAGCCGCUCCAGCGAGGGCUUCCAGAUCCGCUACGAGAGUAUCAUGAUGGAGAGUGAUUCAUGCUUGGAUCCUGGGAUUCCUGUAAAUGGCAAGAGGCAUGGUGAUAACUUUGCCAUUGGCUCCCAGGUGACUUUCAGCUGUGAUAAGGGCUACACGUUGAGUGAUGAUGAGCCCAUUGUCUGUGAAAGGAACCAUCAGUGGAACCAUGCUCUGCCCAGCUGUGAUGCUUUUUGUGGUGGUUAUGUCCAUGGGAAAACCGGAACUAUCCUCUCUCCUGGUUUUCCGGAUUUCUACCCAAACUCUCUGAACUGCACAUGGACCAUAGAGGUCUCUCAUGGCAAAGGGGUGCAGCUGGUUUUUCACACAUUCCACCUGGAGGACUCGCACGAUUACUUGCUCGUCAUGGAGGAUGGUAGUCUCAACGAACCUGUGGCUCGACUCACAGGCUCCGUCCUGCCUCCCUCCAUCAAAGCGGGCCUGUUUGGAAACUUCAGCGCUCAGAUCCGCUUUAUCUCUGACUUCUCCAUGUCUUACGAGGGCUUCAACAUCACUUUCUCAGAGUAUGAUCUGGAGCCAUGUGACGAUCCUGGCGUGCCAGCCUACAGCAGAAGGGUGGGUUUCCAGUUCGGUGUAGGCGACUCAUUGGUGUUCACCUGCUUCUCGGGCUACCGGCUAGAAGGCGAGAGUAAGAUCACGUGUCUGGGAGGAGGCCGGCGUGUCUGGAGCGCAGCCCUGCCCAGGUGUGUGGCUGAGUGUGGCGCCUCCUCUGUGGGCAGCGAAGGAGUUCUUCUGUCCCCAAACUACCCAGCUAACUAUGACAACAACCACGAGUGCAUUUAUCGCAUCCAGACUGAUAACGGCAAGGGGAUCCAGCUCAUGGCCAGCAACUUCCAGCUACGUGAUGGAGACUUCCUGCUGAUUUAUGAUGGUCAAGACAGUUCAUCAAGACUGCUUGGCAAUUUUACACGAAAUGAAAUGUCCAACAUCAUCGUCAACAGUACCUCCAACCAUCUGUGGGUUGAGUUCAAUAGUAAUGGGACGGGAACCAGCAAAGGCUUCAAACUGAUAUACACGAGUUUUGACCUUGUGAAAUGUGAAGAGCCAGGCACUCCUAACUAUGGCUACAAGAUCCAGGAUGAUGGCCAUUUUGCCAACACGUUUGUGCUGUACAGCUGUAAUCCUGGUUACACACUGCAUGGCAGCAGCACACUGACGUGCCUGAGCGGAGACAGACGUGUUUGGGACAAACCACUGCCGUCGUGCUUCGCGGAAUGUGGAGGACACAUCAGUGGUGCCACAUCUGGCCGCAUCCUAUCUCCUGGCUACCCUGUGCCGUAUGACAACAACCUUCACUGCACCUGGUCCAUUGAGGCUGAUACAGGGAAAACCAUCAGCCUCCACUUCAUCGUCUUCGACACGGAAGUGGACCAUGACAUCCUGAAAGUGUGGGACGGCCCAGCCGAGAAUGGCAUCCUGCUGAAAGAGUGGAGCGGCUCGCUCUUACCCGAGGACACGCACAGCACCUUCAACAUCCUCACGCUCCAGUUCGACAGCGACUACUUCAUCAGCAAAUCCGGUUUCUCCAUCCAGUUCUCCACUACAACAGCCACCACCUGCAACGACCCAGGCAUCCCCCAAAACGGCACUCGCUACGGGGACAGCAGAGAGCCAGGUGAUACAAUUUCCUUUCAGUGUGAUCCUGGCUACCAGGUUCAGGGAGUGUCUGAGAUUACCUGCGUUCAGCUCAACAAUCGCUUCUUCUGGCAGCCCGACCCCCCGACAUGCAUAGCUACCUGUGGAGGCAAUGUGACAGGACCUGCUGGAGUAAUUCUAUCACCAAACUAUCCUCAGCCCUACCCGCCAGGAAAGGAGUGUGACUGGCGAAUAAAAGUCAACCCAGACUUUGUCAUUGCUCUAAUUUUCAAAAGCUUCAACAUGGAGCCCAGCUAUGACUUUCUGCACGUCUACGAGGGUGAGGACUCUAAUGGUCGUCUGAUUAGCAGUCUUCAGGGAAGUCAGGCUCCUGAGCGCAUCGAGAGCAGUGGGAAUAGCCUCUUCUUGGCAUUCCGCAGUGACGCCUCGCUUGGAAUGUCCGGCUUUGCCAUUGAGUACAAAGAAAAGCCAAGGGAAGCAUGCUUCGACCCUGGAAACAUUAUGAAUGGAACACGACUUGGAAUGGAUUACAAACUUGGCUCUACAGUCACGUACGAAUGCGACUCUGGCUACACAACCACGGGUCCGGCUACUCUCACCUGCAUCAUCGGCACUGAUGGAAAACCUGUAUGGGACAAGGCUCUCCCUACAUGUAAAGCUCCAUGCGGUGGACAGUACACGGGAUCGGAGGGAGUUGUGCUAUCUCCAAACUAUCCACACAAUUACACAUCAGGCCAGACAUGCUCCUACUUCAUCACCGUCUCCGGAGAGUUUGUGGUCUUCGGGCAGUUUGCCUAUUUCCAGACAGCUAUGAAUGACUCAGUCGAACUGUUUGAUGGGCCAAAUCACAAUGCCAGGCUGCUGAGCUCCCUAGCUGGCUCUCAUUCUGGAGAGACCUUGCCUUUGGCCACUUCAAAUCAGAUCAUGCUGAGGUUCACUGCCAAGAGUGGCCCUUCUGCCAGGGGAUUCCAUUUUGUUUACCAAGCGGUUCCACGCACCAGUGAUACGCAAUGCAGUUCCAUCCCCGAGCCCAGAUACGGCAGGCGUAUUGGUUCGGAAUUCUCCGCCGGCUCCAUUGUUCGAUUUGAGUGCAGCCCGGGAUACCUGCUGCAGGGAUCCAAAGCCAUUAAGUGCCACUCUGUUCCCAAUGCGUUGGCACAAUGGAACGACAGCAUCCCCAGUUGCAUAGUUCCGUGCAGUGGGAAUAUGACAGAGAGGCGAGGCACUAUCCUCUCCCCUGGCUUCCCCGAGCCCUAUGGGAACAGCCUGAACUGUGUGUGGAGAAUCAGCGUCACCGAAGGAGCCGGGAUUCAGGCAAGUGAAGGAAAUAAAAUAAAAAUCCAAGUCAUGAGCUUUGCUACAGAGCAUAACUGGGACUCCUUAGAGAUCUACGAUGGCGGCGAUAUGACCGCUCCAAAGCUCGGCAGUUUUUCAGGUACAACAGCGCCAGCCUUGUUAAACAGCACGUCUAACCAGCUCUACUUACACUUCCAUACUGAUAUCAGCGUCGUUGCUGCUGGAUUUCACCUGGAGUACAAAACUGUAGGCCUGACCGCAUGUCCGGAGCCAGUUGUGCCGGCCAAUGGCAUUAAGAGUGGAGAUCGGUACAUGGUGAACGAGGUGGUGUCGUUCAGCUGCGAGCCAGGAUACGUACUACAAGGUCAUUCCCAUAUCACAUGUAUGCCAGGCACUGUACGACGCUGGAACUACCCACCUCCGCUGUGUAUUGCCAAGUGUGGUGGGACACUUAACGAUGUGAGUAAUGUGAUCCUGAGCCCCGGUUUCCCCGGAAACUACCCUGGCAACUUGGACUGUACAUGGAGGAUCCUCCUGCCCAUUGGAUAUGGAGCACACAUCCAGUUCCUGAACUUCACGACCGAAGAUAACCACGACUUCCUGGAAGUGCAUAAUGGACCCCAGCACAGCAGCACACUGAUUGGCCAGUAUAGCGGCAGUGAGCUUCCUGCUCCUCUCCUGAGCACAACUCAUGAAACGGUCAUCCACUUCUACAGCGACCACUCACAGAAUCGCCAGGGCUUCAGGCUCACAUACCAAGCCUAUCAGUUGCAAAAUUGUCAAGAUCCAUAUCCAUUCCAUAAUGGAUAUAUAAUCCACAGUGACUUCAGUGCAGGGCAAUCCAUAACAUUUGAGUGCUAUCCUGGAUAUGUUCUAGUUGGUUAUCCAGUGUUGACGUGCCAGCAUGGAACAAACCGUAAAUGGAAUCAUCCAUUUCCACGUUGUGAAGCACCCUGUGGCUACAACGUGACAGCUCUGAACGGUACAAUUUUUUCACCCGGAUACCCCAACGAGUAUCCGGAUUCACAGGACUGCCUGUGGCUCAUCACAGUGCCGCAUGGCCAUGGAGUGUACAUCAACUUUACACUGCUCCAGACUGAGCCUAUAACCGACUACAUUGCAGUGUGGGAUGGACCGGAGCAAAGCAACUCGCAGCUUGGAAUCUUCAGCGGCAAUACGGCCCUGGAGUCAGCCUACAGUUCUUUCAAUCAGGUUCUUAUCAAGUUUCACAGUGACUUCUCCACAAGUGGAUUCUUUGUCCUCAAUUUCCAUGCUUAUCCUCUGAAGAAAUGCUCCCCUCCCCCUGCUGUGGAUGAGGCAGAAAUAUUGUAUGAAGAUGGAGACUAUGAAAUAGGUGACAUUGUAAGAUAUCGGUGUUUUCCUGGGUUCGCCUUGAUCGGCAACGAUGAGCUCACCUGCAAGCUUAACUCCCACCUGCAGUUUGAAGGCCCUCCCCCAGCGUGCGAAGCUCAAUGUCCUGCAAAUGAGGAGCUGUCCAAGUCCUCUGGGGUAAUCCUGAGUCCGGGCUUCCCGAAAAAUUACCCCAAUUCACAGACCUGCUCCUGGAUCAUCAAAGUGUUGCCCACCUAUACCAUUUCCAUUUAUGUGGAGUUGUUUCAGAGUGAAAAGCAGUUUGAUGAGCUGGAAAUCUUCGAUGGGCCAUCUGGACAAAGUCCCUUGUUGGUGGCACUUAGUGGAAACCACUCGACGCAAUUGAACUUCACAAGCAAAACCAACCAACUUUACCUCAGAUGGUCAACUGAUCAUGCGACCAACAAGAGGGGGUUCAAAAUACGCUACACAGCGGCAUAUUGCAGCAUGAGUGCCCCACCCAAGAAUGGCGGGAUCACGAACAGGACGAAAGAGCAGCCAGGCAGCCGGAUUCAGUACUACUGUAAUGCAGGCUACAGGCUUGUUGGUCAGCACAAUGCCACAUGCCGACUCCAUCCGAAUGGACUUUAUCAGUGGGAUGCCCCAGCUCCACUUUGUCAAGCAAUAUCAUGCGGUGUCCCAGAAAGCCUGGGCAACGGCUCCUUCCAUGGGCUACAGUACACCGUGGGCAGCACUGUGCGGUAUGAAUGUGACGAGGGCUUUUGGGCUGAGAAUACCACCCUGCUGUCCGCUGUUUGCCUAGAGGAUGGCACCUGGAGCAAUGCGGCUCAUCCUCCUCACUGCUUACCGAUUCAGUGUCCCAACAUCGAGAGUAUGCUUUCAGAAAACAUGGUAUGGCGCCUAAUCUCAGGCACGCUGAACGAACUCAGCUCUCAGAUAAUGUUAAGCUGCAUUCCUGGCUACUACCUGGGGGGCCAAAGAACUAUCAAGUGCUUAGCAAAUGCAACCUGGGAAGGACUGGAGGGGAAGUCGACUUGCAAAAUUAUCUCCUGUGGGGAGUUGCCUUCUCCUCCUAAUGGCAAGAAGAUGGGUACACUGACCACCUUUGGUGCCACAGCCAUCUUCAUGUGCAAUACCGGCUACACGCUAGUCGGCUCCCACGUGCGGGAGUGUCAGGCCCAUGGCCUCUGGAGUGGAGUGGAGACUAAAUGUCUGGCUGGUCAUUGUGAUUCGCCUGAUCCCAUCACUAAUGGCCACAUCAGCGGCGAUGGCUCCAGCUACAGAGACACAGUGGUAUACCAGUGCAACCUGGGAUUUCGCCUCAUUGGGACCUCAGUGCGCAUUUGCCAGCAGGACCACAGGUGGUCAGGGCGAGCACCUGUCUGUGUUCCCAUUACCUGUGGCCAUCCUGGAAACCCAGCUAACGGGCGGACAAACGGGAGUGAGUUUAACCUCAAUGACGUGGUAAACUUUACAUGCAACACCGGCUAUGUGUUGCAUGGAACCGCUCGGGCACAGUGCCGCAUGAAUGGCCUGUGGAGCAACCCACUGCCCAUCUGCAAAGUGGUAAACUGCUCUGAUCCAAGCUUCGUGGAGAACGCUGUUCGUCAUUCUUCACAUCGCUAUCCUGAGAGCUUCAACUACCAACACACAGUGAUGUAUCACUGUAAGAAGGGCUUUUAUCUGCUCGGCUCAUCUGUGCUUACCUGCCAGUCAAACGGCCUGUGGGACAGAUCGCUUCCUAAGUGCCUUUCUAUUUCUUGUGGUGAUCCAGGCGUUCCCCCAUUCGCAAUCCUCUCAGGCAGGAAGUUCACCAAUGGUGCAGUAGUGAGUUACUCCUGCAGCCAGGGUCGAACCCUGGUGGGAAAUGCCACGCUCCAUUGCCAGGAGGAUGGGCGCUGGAGUGGCUCACCACCCUACUGCUCAGGUGGUAGUGCGGGUUUUUGCGGUGACCCAGGUGUUCCACCACACGGCUCACGUCUGGGAGAGGAGUUUCGUGUCAGGAGCCUCCUGCGCUUCACUUGUGAGGCGGGAUAUAUUCUGAUGGGCUCCUCAGAGCGUACCUGCCUGCAGAAUGGUUCAUGGAGUGGCACCCAGCCCGUGUGUGAGGCUGUGUCCUGUGGGAAUCCUGGAACUCCAGCCUAUGCUAGGAUCGUGUUCAGUGAUGGGAUGCACUUCUCCAGCUCAGUGUCGUACGCCUGCUGGGAGGGCUACAAGACCACAGGCCUCACAACUCGCCACUGCACCACUAAUGGCACAUGGACCGGCUCGGCUCCGGACUGCACAGUCAUCAGCUGUGGAGAUCCUGGUCCUAUUGCUAGUGGAAUUUACAUGGGGAAUGAGUUCACCUUCAAUAAGACGGUCCGUUAUCGUUGUAACCCUGGUUACAUCAUGGACCCUCCGGGCCGGGACACUCUCUACUGCUCCAAAGACGGCACGUGGAAUCAGACCAAACCAAGCUGCAGAGUGAUCAUCUGCGACCAGCCCCCGGCUAUCCGCAACGGGAAAGUGGAAGGCUCUGAUCUGCAGUGGGGCUCUAGCGUGGCAUACAGCUGUUUCAGUGGUUAUCAGUUAUCCUCUCUUGGAAUAGCCACGUGUGAGGGGAAUGGAACAUGGCGUGGUGAAAUCCCUCAGUGUUUGCCUGUGUUAUGUGGGGACCCUGGAACUCCUGCAGAGGGCUACAGAGAAGGGAAGCAGUUUACCUACAAGUCUGAAGUAUCGUUCUUCUGCCGUCCCCCCUAUCUGUUAGUGGGCUCUUCCAGGAGAGUGUGUCAGGAGGAUGGCUCAUGGAGUGGAAUGCAGCCUUCCUGCAUCGAUCCAGCAUAUAAUGCAUGUAAGGAUCCAGGAACUCCUGCGUAUGGAAUUCCAUUGCAAGCUCAGGGAUUUAUGGUGGGGAGUAAGGUUUUCUUCAGAUGCAGAAAAAAUUAUCAUAUCCUCGGGUCCACCACCAGAACGUGCCUGGAAAAUUUGACUUGGAGUGGCAUGCAGCCGGAGUGUGUCGCUCAUGCAUGCCGACAGCCGGAGACACCAUCGCACGUGGAUGUGAGGGCCAUUGACCUGCCUACACUAGGCUAUACCCUCAUGUAUACGUGCCAAGAUGGAUUCUUUUUGGCCGGGGGUUCUGAGCACAGGACAUGCAGGCCAGAUGGCCGGUGGUCGGGCAAACCUCCCGUCUGCAAAGUCGGACCCAAAAUAAACACCAAGUCAAAGGGAGACCCAGACAUACAGAAAAACAAGAUUCGGGUGCCUGCGGAUGUGUUCUCUUUAAACUCGGGCUGGACUGGUUUCUACGAGUACCUUGGCAAGAGGCAGACUGCUACAAUAACAGUCACGACUUUCAAUGCCACAACCAGCAGAGUCAACGUCACUCUUUUAGAACAAAGCGGAGUGCAGCUCAAGCUUUCAGGCACUUAUAAAAAAGAGGAAAAUCACUUAUUACUCAAAGUCUACCAGAUACGAGGUCCAACAGAGCAGUACUUCAGUAAAUUCAAAAAUGACAACUGGGCAAUGGAUGGUUAUGUGACAGCUGAGUCUGAAAAGAAAAUGUUUGUUUACCAAGGUCACAUCCACAGCAAAGAUUUUGGCAAGUUUCAGCUGACAAGACAAGCGCUUGUCACUACAGAUAUGGAUCCCUCCAAUCCGUACUAUGGCACGAACAGCAGCUCAGUGGCGGCUGCCAUAUUGGUCCCGUUCUUUGCGCUCAUUCUGUCAGGGUUCGCCUUUUACCUCUACAAACACAGGACGAGACCAAAAGUCCAAUACAAUGGCUACGCAGGGCACGAGAACACAAACGGACAGGCAUCAUUCGAGAACCCCAUGUACGACACAAACAUGAAGCCGACCGAGGCCAAAGCAGUGAGGUUUGACACGACGCUCAACACAGUGUGCACAGUAGUAUAGCCCUCAUUAGCAGCUCCAGGUAUUGAGAACCACAUACCAAUUCCUUCAUAACUGAAUGCAAUUUGGUAGGAAUGUGUACUCUUUGCUGUGAUCGCACUCUGAACAAUUUCAAGCCUUGACAGCUUUUUUAAGACCACGAAAGCAAAAACAAUGGAAAAUGUCAAAGAAACAAACAACAAAAAAAAACCCCACAUUUUCUGGGAAACUAUGAUUGCGUGCUGUCUUUGACAUGAACGAGUUUCUCGGAGCAAGGAAUAGCACCACUAACAGCACACAUAGGGUGGAAGGUUUUUUUUUUUUUUUUUUUUAAUCCUUCCUUUUUUCAUGUCUUUCUCCCCCCCAACCAAUCAAACAUGCUCAUUUGGGAAGAUGCUGAAGUGUCUUUUAAAAGCCACAGAAUUGCUUGCAAAGUUUAUUUUCUUCAGUGAAGACAAAAGACAAGUAUAACAGACAUUGGACUGGUGUGGCUGAGUGUACGACACGGGACAUCUCCAAGAAAGAAAGAAAAAAAAAAAAGACAUAAAACUACUACGCGCAACAAGAAACUGUAAUCUCCGGGUUAUGGAUGGAACUGUCAACUGCCGUGUGGGUCAAAACAAAACUUUAUCGCACAAAUUUUGCACUAGUAUGAGAAGGACGUGAAAUGGGUUAAAGGAAUAAAACGUUUAAAAAAAAAAAAAAAAAAAAAAAAAAACAGGGUUACUGACAACAUGUAUAUAAACAUUGUAAUUCCAUAUCCAUAAAGAGCAUGAUGCCAUGCUAUGUCUAUCAAGAGAGCUUAAUUCUAUUUUUAAAUUAGAUCUGCAAAUAAAGUUAUGUUUAUGUUUACAUAAACCUAUCAGAAUGGUUAUAAUGACACAAUUUAAGCUUUGGAAUGAUUUUCUAAAAGCUUCAUAUCUCGUUCCAUUUUUGUUGUUAUUGUUCCUUGUUUCUUUCUCUUUUUUUCCCCCUCCAGAAUUAUGUUUAAGGUGUCUAAUCAUUUUCUUUUUUGGAUCCAAUUGAAAUGAAAUUCUGGUCAGAAAAUAUUACUUUUUCACUGACUAUUUGGCAUAGUUUGUACCACAUUUUAUCCCAACUGAAAAUGGCAAUUUUUUUUUUUUUUUUUUUAAUGCGGGUUUAUAUCUAUACUUCACUAAUGCUAUUUUUUUUCUUUCUGUGAUGUUACUGACAUGCUUGUCUUAUAUGCCAGCUGUAGUCAUCAUCUGCCCAUUUUAAAUGCUUUCAUGACAGUUUUCCAGUCAGAAUUUAAUUCAUUUUUUGUCAUCUCUCCUGUACCUUUUCGACAACUUCUCCGUGAUCCUGAAAUCAAAGAAAUAUCAAAUGUACGGUCAAAGAAACACUGCCUUAUUAGAUUCAAAAGCAGGACGUGGGCCAUUUUCAGUUAUCCGUAUCAUCGUGUAUUUAGGAGCAUAUAUGGCUUCACGGGUGCAGAUUCACUGUGAUUUUAAUCUCUUCAGUUGCUGGGUUUUAUUGACAUGUAAAUGCUCUUUUUUUAAAUCUGCAAACAACCUGAAGCCAAAUUUGUUCGAUGUUUCCAAAAGUAUGUCGUGACAUGCACAAGUGCACUAGCCAAACUUAAAAACGGUGUCAGAAAUUUAAUACCCAGAGACGCUUUGUUUGAAUUCAUACUUUGCUUUGUUUGAAUUCAUAGAAUAAGUGUUUGUUUUUGUUUUUUUGUUUUUUUAACUUAUUCUGUGCUUGACCAUUUAUGACUUUCCAUACACUUUGGACCGUAAAACACAAUCGUGUGACCAUGCUGACAUGACUACCUUAGCAUUAUAUGCACACAAUGAUAUUGCAGUAAAUGUGCUUUUUAGAGAUCUUUUUUUUUUUUUUGCACUCUAUUAUCUGCACCCUUCUGUAAAACUGGAGGAAUUUGCGUUUUUAAAAAAAAAAAACAUUUAUAAUCCCAAGUAGCUGUUGGACAGAUUGAGGCACAAGCGUUGGGUACAGCAGGUUGGACCGGUCACAUUAUAAUAGUAUCAACUUUACCCCUCUCAUACGCUCUUCUUACUGUCUACCAGAUAUCCCACAUCAUCAGGCUUGCUGCAAUAACGUUGAAUGCCCCCCACCACCACCACUGUAAAAUAAUCAAUUCGCAAGCUGUAAAACUGCGUUCAAACCAACAAUCGCACCAUUCCUACAUGUCAUUCUCUCCAUGUGCUGCUGACUUGAAGUAGGUGCAAAAGAAAAUGGUUUUGUACAGAAAUCUAUUUUUUAUGAGGAAUUUGUAUAAUGAUUAAAUAUGCUGUACUUUUUUGACUAAAUGUAGUUAAAAUUGUUAAAAUAAAUGUUUUUACUGUAUAAAAUGUAAAUUAAUGGUUUAUCUACCUGUAACUAUAUAUCCAUGGUUGAAACAUUUUCCAGCAAAUGUCAGUAUGUACGAGCUUUUAUGACGCAUCUUGCUCGUAUGUGUUCUUUGACGUGAGAAAACCCUAGAGAACUGUACUACAGGUUGUUCAAAUACACAUAUUUUCAAAAAUAUUACUUCAGAUAAAUAUUAAAGUAUUUUAAAAUAUUCAUUUUUGUUGCCAUUUGACAACAUGCCCAAGGAUGAACGAUGCACGUAAGUAAUGAGCACAUGCUGUUUAAACACAUUAUCAGACCUCAGAGUAUGCACUUCUAGAAAACACCAACCAAAUAACUCAAAAUUUCAGAAGAUGAGCCUUCACUUUUUUGAGGACCCAAAACUUCCCAAACGAGUUGCAUUUUACUCACUGAAGACAACAAGCAGUAACUGAAAUAGCUGUGCUAUAGACUUGGCAGAGCAUCACCAAGGAAACAACUACAGAAAUGACUCGGCAGAAUAAGUCCGGCUUCUCAGGGGCGUCAGACAUUAGGAUGCGAGCAAAAUGAAGGCAGAAAUUCCAACAAAUUCAUUUUGGUAAAUGAUUUGCAGGUGCACCACUCUUUCCACCUAAAAUCGGGGAUACCUCUAAAAUAUCUACAAAAUAACAAACACACACUAUAUAAAAAAGGACCUUGACUAUAAAAGGAAUAAGUCACAAUUACAAACAGGUGAGUUACAGCAUAUCAAUUAUAACAGCUUGAUUGCCAACUAACCCUAGAUCUGUCCAGAUCCGUUUAACCUACGGCAAAUCUGCUCGGCCGUCACAGUCACGCCUUUGGUCUGACGCCUUUGGAGAGAAGCCUUGAUGACAGAUCCAAGCACACCAGGAGCACAGUGCCAUUUAACUGAUGCAGCCCAGUGCCAUAAAGAGAAUGAUGCAAACAAAUUUAAAUAUUCAAGAGUGCAUGCAACCAUAUGAAAUUCACCUGAUAGUGCAGUGUGGUUUAUAAUUUCUUUUUUUUUUUAAGGCUUUAAAUAAUAAAAUGUG